Messenger RNA from Leptosia nina, 663 nucleotides. NCBI's taxonomy places the organism in Eukaryota, Metazoa, Arthropoda, Insecta, Lepidoptera, Pieridae. The record is from the annotation of a GenBank genome assembly.
AUGGCUCCUAUGUCACAUCCUCCUUGCACGCCAUCAGCAUCAUGUAUUCCAAUUCGAUGUCAUCCCACACCACCACCUUGCCAGAACCCAGAAAAAUGUCUCAAGAAAACGAUCUCGAAAGGCAUAAAACCAUGCAGGAGCGCCGUAUCUAUUAUGGCAACACGAUCGAAGUCCAAGUGUGCAAGUUGUGGAAAAUUGAAAGGCGCCUCCGAUCCCAGAAGCGUUAAAGCUGUAGAAAAAUUCCUAAGUAGAAAAUCGAAAGAAGCUAAAAUGAGAAAGAAUGAUAGACUUAAGGGAAGCAAUUCGUAUCUAAAUUAUACAAGAAAGAAAGGUUCACCUAGAUCAGAAGAAGCCUGUUGUCGCGGAAAGGCUGCCAGGAGUAUCAAACCGUGUGUUUCGGCGCCUACAUGUAGUGUACACAAGCACAGACCUCGACCACCGCCAUGCCAAGAUCCCGAGAAAUGUUUUAAAAAAUGUAGUAAAUCUAAAAGAAAAUGCCCAAGCGCCACUGAAACUAUGAGCAGGCUGGGAUCGCCUUGUGAAUGUGCAAGGGUUCAAUCUAAAGAUUCAAGGAUCAGCAAUAAGCGGAGAAAACGUGACGCUGUUAUAAGAUGGCAGAAGGGUUUCGGCGUGCGAGCGGCCGCGCGGCGUCUGGUGACAUGA